Lepidothrix coronata (blue-crowned manakin) is the source of this 3244-nucleotide messenger RNA. It is a transcript of the gene B3GALT6, whose product is annotated as beta-1,3-galactosyltransferase 6. The coding region runs from base 1 to 1020 and encodes 339 amino acids. Gene Ontology annotation, biological process: glycosaminoglycan biosynthetic process. Gene Ontology annotation, molecular function: UDP-galactosyltransferase activity. Gene Ontology annotation, cellular component: membrane. The record is from RefSeq and is a predicted model, not a curated record. NCBI's taxonomy places the organism in Eukaryota, Metazoa, Chordata, Aves, Passeriformes, Pipridae. The transcript has a single exon.
AUGAAGGUGCUGCGGCGGCUGGGCCGGCACCGCACGGCGCUGGGGCUCGGCGGGCUGUCCCUGUGCGCCGCCGUGCUGCUCUACCUCGCCAAGUGCACCUCCGAGGGGCUGCGGCCGCUGCCCGCGCCCCCCGCCGCGCUGCCCCACAGCCGGCCGGGCCGCGGCGGCGCCCCGCCCGCCGCCCCCCGCGCCGAGGGCAGCGCCCUGGUGGCCGUGGUGGUGAUGAGCGGCCCCAAGUACAGCGAGCGGCGCAGCAUCAUCCGCAGCACCUGGAUGGCGGCGGGAGGGCGCUCCCAGCGCGGCCGCGUGUGGAGCCGCUUCGUGGUGGGCACGGCCGGGCUCGGGCAGGAGGAGCUGCGGAGCCUGGAGCUGGAGCAGAGCCGGCACCGCGACCUGCUGCUGCUGCCGGAGCUGCGCGACUCCUACGAGAACCUCACGGCCAAGGUGCUGGCCACCUACGUGUGGCUCGACCUGCACCUGGACUUCCAGUUCGCCCUCAAGGCUGACGACGACACCUUCGUGCGCCUGGACGUGCUGGUGGAGGAGCUCAAAGCCAAGGAGCCGCGGCGGCUCUACUGGGGCUUCUUCUCGGGCCGGGGCCGGGUGAAGUCGGGGGGGAAGUGGAAGGAGAGCGCCUGGGUGCUGUGUGACUAUUACCUGCCCUACGCGCUGGGCGGCGGGUAUGUCAUCUCCGCCGACCUGGUGCGGUACCUGCGGCUCAGCAGCGACUACCUGAACAUGUGGCAGAGCGAGGACGUGUCCCUGGGGGUCUGGCUGGCGCCCAUCGACGUGAAGAGGGUGCACGACCCCCGCUUCGACACCGAGUACAAGUCGCGGGGCUGCAACAAUAAGUACAUAGUGACUCACAAGCAGAGCAUCGAGGACAUGCUGGAGAAGCACCAGACCCUGGCUAAGGAAGGGAAGCUCUGUAAGGAGGAGGUUAAGCUCCGGCUUUCCUACAUGUACGACUGGGGGGUGCCCCCCUCGCAGUGCUGCCAGAGGAAGGAUGGCAUCCCGUGAAAAGCCUGAGGGAAGGGUGCUGAUGGACUCACUGUCACCUGGGGAGAAUCCCAGUAACCAGGGGUUACAAAUUACUCUUUAAAAAAAAAAAAAGAGAUUUUUGCACGACUCAUUAUGUCAAUGAAACCCUGAAACUCCCCGAGAGAGCUGCUGACGUGGCAGGAGGGAGAGGUGUUUAAAAAAAACCACAGGAUUAGGUGACAGAAAGCAUGGAAAGGCUCCUGUGACAGGAUUGAAGGCGAAAUACGGAUAGCAGAGAAAAUAUGGGGAGAGAAAAGUUGCUGGGAGAUUUUUCCCAGGAUUUAUUUGCUAAAGAUCAAUGGCAGGCCUUUGUGCUGUUGAUAAGGUUGUGAAAACAGAGCCUGCUGCUGUUUCCUGGCGAGGAAGAAGUGUCAGUUUGGGAAGAGCAAAAGAGCUGCAAGUCAGCUGCUGUUGCAGAGGGAACAGGGCUGGUUGUUGGCACGGGCAGGAAAAGGGACCAGUUUGACCUGGGAUACCUGUGCUGGGGGAAGGGAGAGUGUUCCUGGCAAGGAAUGGAGUUCUUAGACCUUCUGUGUAACUUGUCUCUAAGCUUUUUGCUGUUUUAAAGUCAACGUGUACAUAAAUUAUUCUAAAUUAAAUCUGGCAGCUCCAGAGCUUUCAGAAAGGUGGGUGAGUUUGGUAUUGGGCAGGUAGGGAAUAUAUUCUCUUUUUUUUUUUGAGGGGCAGACAGUUCAGCAGAGCCUUCAGGGGUUGGUUCUCACACUGUGUGUGAGGAAGCAUUUCCCUUCCAGCAGUAAAUAUCUCACACUGCUGCAAGGCAUUGUAGAAUUCAGAUUUAUAUUGCUCUGGAUUAGUUCUCAUCUAAAUUAGCAGUGGAAGUCCAAAAAACAUUGCCCUCAGCUAAAAGAAAUAAAGAGAAAUAGGUUCCUCCACCCUGCAAACUCCUGUUUGAGAACCUUCUCUCUGUUUUCAGUGUAAAAAGUCACAUUUAGGUGCCCAGAGCUGGACUGGGUGAAUUCCCUCCUCCCCUCCAACAAGCACCUUGUGAAGGAACUCAAAAUAGGAGGUGUGAAUGAACUGCUCAAGUGACACAGCCAUAAAUGGGAUAUAAUAGAUGUAUAUAAUAUAUAACACCCACAGGUAUUUUUUUCCAGCUCCCAGAGAGCUCCCUCAGCUGCAGCUCUUUCAGUGCAGGCAGAGUUUUUUUUGCUUUUCUGUGUAAAAAUGUUACAUUUCUUUCUCUUUGAAGUGUCCUUUUUUUCCCCCAGGGACGCCCUUAAGGACCAGUUUUACUGUUUGUUGCACUCUGCACUUUCACACCGUUUCUGUUCCAAAGCAAAACACAAAGGAAAAAAAAAAAAACCAACAAACAAUAUCUUUAUUUUCACAACAAAAUUAGCGAUUCAUACCAAAGGACUCAAGUAUUGGGUUUUUUGUUCUUGUUGUUUUUUUUUUUUUUAUUCUCAUUUUAAUAAAAUUAUCGAGGAUUAAGAGAAGUGAAAAUUCGAGGGAAUCUUUGACUUCCUCCGAAAAACAAAGUGAAAUUAAGGAAAAACUUAAUUUAUUACAGCAUGUGGCCAUCCUAAUGCAUGCUCAGGUACUGCCAGGCAACGUGCUUUUCCCAAGGGAGCCUCUUCCAAGCCAGGAAUUUAACGAGAUCAGAGGAGAUUUCCCUGGAUUUUAACUUUUUUUUCUUCUUUUUAAGUGUCUGUUUGCCACAGUGUUGUCUGUAUAUAUGUGCUUCAAUGCCUGUAAUGUGAGUUAUUUAUUUGUAAUUCCUGCCAAAUGUGUUCUGUACAGGAAAAAUAAGCUACUUAAAUGGCAUUUGAAACUUGAGGUGGUCCUGUGACAUCCAGGAGAAUUAGGGAAUUUUUUAAUGGCCAGGCCAUGACUUCUGGGGCAGAACUGCAGAUUCCUGGUUUCCCAGCUAUUCCAAAUAUUCUGGGUUUUCUCCAUUUCCACCCCACCACUGGAUCCAUGGAAACUGUUCCCAGUGUUGCUUUGACUCUCUCACUCCAAAAAAAUAAAAAAAAAAGGGAUUUUUCAUGGCUGGGAAAUGGAGAAAUGUUGGAUUUGCAGCUGAGCUUCCAGAACCUGGAAAACAUCAUGUGGACAAAUAUCCAGGAAUUCUGGGGAUUGUUUGAUAUUCCACCAUCUGAGAGGUCUUUUCCAACCUAAAGGAUCGUGGGAGGGCUGCAGCACUUGGAUUUCAAUCCCCAAACAUUCCAUAAAUGAAAAAAAA